Schistosoma bovis is the source of this 1519-nucleotide messenger RNA. The record is from the annotation of a GenBank genome assembly. Lineage: Eukaryota; Metazoa; Platyhelminthes; Trematoda; Strigeidida; Schistosomatidae.
AUGUCACCAUUGAAAUGGAAUUACAAUCUGGCUGCACAAGCACAAAAAUUGGCGAACAAAUGCAUCUUGCAACACGACAAACGUCAUUCGGAUGAAUUCUCUUGGGUUGGACAAAAUAUUGCUCUCCAUCCAACCAUUAAGUCAGGAGUAGAUGCUUGGUUCAAUGAGCACAAACUAUACGACUACAAAGAAAACAACUGUAUGGCAUGUUUGCAUUACACACAAAUGGCUUGGGCCAAGACCACAGACAUUGGAUGUGGAGUUGCGAGUUGUCCAAGAUACGGUCUAUCAAUCGUGUGUAAUUAUGGUCCAGGUGGUAAUUGGAAUAAUGAGAAACCAUAUGAAGUGAAAUCACGUGGAUUGUGCCCGAAAAUGCAGAAUAUUCCUAAAGAUAGUUUUCAAAAGGCGCGUGAUGAUACACUGCGUGCACCAUUAUCAAUAGUGAAUGUCAACCACAAGUUGUCAUCGAUCGGUUCAAGUGAAGGUUUAGUUAACGAUCAACCCUCCACAGGUUCGCAAAGAACGUUGGAUGAGAAAAGCCUUGAAAUACUCGAACUGCAUAGGAAAUACAGACAGGAUUUAGUUGAUUGUAAAGUUGAUGGACAACCUCCAGCUAAAUAUAUGUCACCAUUGAAAUGGAAUUACAAUCUGGCUGCACAAGCACAAAAAUUGGCGAACAAAUGCAUCUUGCAACACGACAAACGUCAUUCGGAUGAAUUCUCUUGGGUUGGACAAAAUAUUGCUCUCCAUCCAACCAUUAAGUCAGGAGUAGAUGCUUGGUUCAAUGAGCACAAACUAUACGACUACAAAGAAAACAAGUGUAUGGCAUGUUUGCAUUACACACAAAUGGCUUGGGCCAAGACCACAGACAUUGGAUGUGGAGUUGCGAGUUGUCCAAGAUACGGUCUAUCAAUCGUGUGUAAUUAUGGUCCAGGUGGUAAUUGGAAUAAUGAGAAACCAUAUGAAGUGAAAUCACGUGGAUUGUGCCCGAAAAUGCAGAAUAUUCCUAAAGAUAGUUUUCAAAAGGCGCGUGAUAAUACACAGCGUGCACCAUUAUCAAUAGUGAAUGUCAACCACAAGUUGUCAACGACCGGUUCAAGUGGAAGUAGUGUUCACGACCAACGCAUACAAGGUCAACCUACUUCUAUAAAUAGUUUUGAAUAUCGUCAUCGUAAUACACAGCGUAAAUGGAUAUCUGGAAUGAAAGGUCUACACACGUUUUCAAAGGACGUUCUUGGUGGAGGUGGUCUUGCCUAUGCACAAGGACAACAUAAUUAUAGAAUAGUACGAUACUGAAAAUGAUUGAAUUUAUUCGGCAAAUAUAAUUGGUGCCUCCAUAUCUAUUACACAUAUCUGUUUUCAACUGUGUUUUCACUUCUGUAACCCAAAACCUUCUCUCAAUAUAUACUCAUUACUUACUUCCAUUGAUAUGCAGGACUAUUUUGUGUUGAUAUUACUCAACUAUCUGUAUGUGUGUAGCAAUUAGUCAUAACUUAUAACUUACAAUUGAAUAUAUUUC